GGCGAUGGAGGCAGCUGAACUGCGUUUCCCUGGAGCGACACGUGCAUCCACACCCUCACCGUGAAGCCUGCCGGGAAACCGAGUCCUACUGAAUCUCUGUGAUUGGCUCCGAGGGCCAAACGAACUACGCGCCCCAAGAUGCAUCGCGCAGGGCCAGCGAUGUCCCGCUCCUGGUCCCAGUACUUUCUGGGAAAUGGAGUCCAAGUGUCAGCUAAACGUAACGGUCCUGUUAUCUUUGAGACUCCAUUCCCCAGCAAGCUCAGCGUGCAGCGUGCGCUAUGGAGCCGCGAGUCGCAGAGCUGAAGCAGAAGAUUGAGGACACACUGUGUCCUUUUGGCUUCGAGGUGUACCCCUUCCAGGUGGCAUGGUACAAUGAACUCCUGCCUCCAGCUUUCCACCUGCCCCUGCCAGGACCUACCCUGGCCUUCCUGGUACUCAGCACACCUGCCAUGUUUGACCAGGCCCUCAAGCCCUUCUUGCAGAGCAGCCACCUGCAACCGCUGACCGACCCUGUGGACCAGUGUGUGGCCUACCAUCUGAACCGUGUUAGAGAGAGCCUCCCAGAGAUGCAGAUUGAAGUCAUCGCCGAUUAUGAGGUACACCACAACAGGCGCCCAAAGAUUCUGGCCCAGACAGCAGCCCAUGUGGCAGGGGCUGCUUACUACUACCAACGACAAGAUGUGGAGGCUGACCCCUGGGGGACCCAGCGCAUAUCAGGAGUGUGCAUACACCCCCGAUUUGGAGGCUGGUUUGCCAUCCGAGGGGUAGUGCUACUGCCUGGGAUAGAGGUGCCAGAUUUGCCACCCAGAAAACCUCAUGACUGUGUGCCUACAAGAGCUGACCGUAUCGCCCUUCUUGAAGGUUUCAAUUUCCAUUGGCGUGACUGGACUUACCGGGAUGCUGUGACACCCCAGGAGCGCUACUCAGAAGAACAGAAGGCCUACUUUUCCACUCCGCCUUCUCAGCGAUUGGCCCUGUUGGGCUUGACCCAGCCUUCAGAGAACCCUAGCUCUCCAUCCCCUGACCUUCCCUUUACCACACUCAGCUCCAAGAAGCCUCAGAACCCCAGCAAAGCCCGGGGCUGGCUCAGCCCCAGUGUCUCACCACCAGCAUCCCCUGGCCCUUGAUACCUUCCUCCCCCAUGGGACCCCGAAUUAUGGUGGUACUUGCUAGGACUUAAUUGGCUUUGCCAAAGCAAGACAGGUUUU
Lemur catta (Ring-tailed lemur) is the source of this 1208-nucleotide messenger RNA. It is a transcript of the gene MMACHC, whose product is annotated as metabolism of cobalamin associated C. Gene Ontology annotation, biological process: cobalamin metabolic process. Gene Ontology annotation, cellular component: cytoplasm. The coding region runs from base 279 to 1127 and encodes 282 amino acids. Gene Ontology annotation, molecular function: demethylase activity; cyanocobalamin reductase (cyanide-eliminating) (NADP+) activity; FAD binding. The record is from RefSeq and is a predicted model, not a curated record. The transcript has 4 exons. Lineage: Eukaryota; Metazoa; Chordata; Mammalia; Primates; Lemuridae.